This is a messenger RNA of Annulohypoxylon truncatum, 1134 nucleotides long. Its product is annotated as NAD(P)-binding protein. Bases 73 to 1134 code for a protein of 353 amino acids. Gene Ontology annotation, molecular function: oxidoreductase activity. The transcript has 3 exons. NCBI's taxonomy places the organism in Eukaryota, Fungi, Ascomycota, Sordariomycetes, Xylariales, Hypoxylaceae. The record is from RefSeq and is a predicted model, not a curated record.
GGAACAUAUAUCAAUGAUGAGUUACUUAGCGGCACUACCUAGACGAAGCGUUAACGAAGCCCACGUUUCGCAAUGGCCCAGUCAAUCCCCCAGACCGUAAAGCAAUGGAAUGUGACAGGCCAGAAUGGCCCCGAUUCUCUCCAGCUUUCAGAGCAGCCAGUGCCUCAGCUCGGGGAUAGCCAAGUUCUCGUUAAGCUCCACGGCGCCUCGCUCAACUUCCGCGACCUCGUCAUCGCCAAAGGAGCCUACCCCUGGGCCACCAUCCCCAACGUAGUCCCUGGCUCGGACGGCGCGGGCACCGUCCUCGCCGUCGGGCGGCACGUCACGCGCUUCGCGGCGGGGAACAAGGUCGUCACGGCGCUCAACCCGAAGCUCAUCGGCGGCUCCUUCACACCGCCGCUGUCGGCCUUCGGGCUCGGCGCCUCGAUCGACGGCACCUUCCGGACCGCCGGCGCCUUCGACGAGCAAGGGCUGGUGCGCGCGCCCGAAGGGCUGAGCUUCGUCGAGGCGGCGACCCUGGGCUGCGCCGGCGUGACCGCCUGGAACGCGCUGUUCGGCCUGCCGGGGCGCCCGCUGGCCGCCGGCCACUGGCUGCUGACCCUCGGGACCGGCGGCGUGAGCGUCUUCUGCGUGCAGUUCGCGAAGGCGGUGGGCGCGCGCGUCAUCGCCACCACGAGCUCCGCCGAGAAGGCGGAGCUGCUGCGGCGGCUGGGCGCCGACCACGUUAUCAAUUACCGCGAGACGCCUGAGUGGGGCGCCAAGGCGAAGGAGCUAACGGGGGGAGUCGGAGUUGAUUUCGUGGUCGAGGUCGCGGGCCCGGUUACGAUGAGGCAGAGCGUGGAGAGUAUAAAGCUUGACGGUGUUAUGGUUGUUAUGGGGGCUGUUGGGAGCGGUCCUGAGAAUAAGGAGAUGCCGGGCUUGUUGGAGACUUGGAUGAAUCUGUUUACGGCUCGUGGCAUAUGGACGGGUACUCGACUGCAGAUGGAAGAUAUGGGACGCGCCAUUGAGGCUAACUUAGAGAAAUUACGUCCCGUUGUUGAUCCUAAGGUCUUCAAACUGGAAGAGUUGAAGGAGGCAUAUGAAUAUCUGGCUUCGGGUAAGCACCAGGGGAAAGUAUGUAUUCAGAUCCCUUAA